Dacryopinax primogenitus is the source of this 1266-nucleotide messenger RNA. RefSeq lists its product as uncharacterized. Gene Ontology annotation, molecular function: ribonuclease III activity; structural constituent of ribosome. Gene Ontology annotation, cellular component: mitochondrial large ribosomal subunit. The coding region runs from base 61 to 1266 and encodes 401 amino acids. The record is from RefSeq and is a predicted model, not a curated record. NCBI's taxonomy places the organism in Eukaryota, Fungi, Basidiomycota, Dacrymycetes, Dacrymycetales, Dacrymycetaceae. Gene Ontology annotation, biological process: mitochondrial translation; RNA processing. The transcript has 4 exons.
CGCGCUGAACGUUCUGCUCAUCGUUGUUACUGUUUAUUUCUUGGAUUCUGGGUGCGAGGAAUGAACGGACAACGACUGGCUGCGGGAGUGAGGGGGACGCUGAACGCACCACGUCAGGCGCAGAUUGUACCAAGAUGUAUCGCACGACCAGCAUGCAACUACUCGAGUUCGUCAUUGUUAAUUUCUAGUUUGAAUGACCUCAACUCCCCCCGACUGGCACGACAUCAUCCACCCCGAAUACCCCGGGCGCGUGUGGUCCGAUCUCAGUCAACAGACGCCUCCUCCCACCGUGCUCCCUCAUCCCCCUUCCCCUCUCCAUAUGACGAGCAAUCCCCUCCCCCAGCCACAAACUACGUGCUAGACGACUACGUCUCCCGCUCGCUGAACGCCAACCCAGGCGCAACGGCCAGGCGCCAUCGGACGCGUUCUGACCGCCCGCCCGUAGCGCAUGCCGACCCCUUCCACAAACGAAGUCUGCACCCUAUUGCCCCGUGCACGAAUGCCGAGGUCGUCGAGUACUUCCGGCAGCUGUUGGACCCCCUGGAAUUUUCAGAACAGUUCGCGGCGAGGUUGGUUACCCAUACGAGCUGGGGAGGCGGGAUGGAGGGCCAUAACGGCCGGUUUAUCUUCCUUGGACGACGGUUCCUCCGAGCGAACAUGUUCAUGUUCCUCCAAUCGGCCGAGGUGCAUGCACCUGAGUCCAAGUUCGUCGUUCCCCCAUGGAGCGAAGAGAUCGAAGCGGCAAGCCAGAAGAUGUUGGAGACGCACAUCCUAGGGCGGGAUAUUGGCAGUGCUUGGGAGCUAGAAAGAGUCAUGCGAUGGGUCCCAAUCAUGCCCGACUCAACAGAUCGAGAACGCAUCUUCGUCUCUUCUGGUCUGUACAAAGUGCGCGGCGCUACAGUAGAAGCUGUGAUGGGUGGGAUCCUACACCAGUACGGGGGGUUGGUCGCCCAUCGCGCAUUCCAGACGCGUAUUGUUCCCCACCUCUGGCAACAUCUGCCUUUAUCUUAUCAGCGGACAGCGGAAGAGCUGGCAGAGAGGAUGGGCGGACCAAAAGCUAUGCUUCUCAUUCCCCCGGUUACACCGUCAGUAUCAUCGGGUGAGCCGAUCGAGCCGCAGGUGGAGAAGGAAGAGAAGCAGCGCCCACCGCUAUUCCCAGACGACGCGAGAACGGUCAAGGAGGCAAGAGGGGAAAUGCAGAGAAGCAAGCCGGCAGAGGCGGUAAAACCAGCACCUAGUCAUAACAAAAUGCUCCUAAUGAUAUAG